GAACUUUACCCAACAAAGUAUUAUGAGCGCAUUCACAAAUACAAUGAACCAGAUUUUUGUCCGCUGUAUUUAAAAUUGAUUUACGAUAUUCAGGUGUUGUUUUAUGUAAGAAUUUUAAAAGAUCAGCGUUUCUUGCUAACGUUCGCGACAUCUCAAAUACAACUGAGAAAUGAAUAACACGUUUUUUAAAUUUAUACUUUUUUCAUACGUCUCUUAGGUAUAUAUGCAAAAGUAGGUGAUUCAUCGGGUAAAAUGUUUGUACGAAUACGAUAAUCAUCGGACGUAUCCUGUUUUAAAUCGAUUAACAAAUAUCCAUGCGGUUUCAUAGUCGCAUCCUUAUAAGCUUCUUGAAGAAAUUUUGUAUUUUCUGGAAAAAUCUGUCGGGCUAAAAAAUUGACUUGAGCCUUGUCACGGGGGUUUUUGAAAUAUAUAAUGUAGUUUGCAUUCAGUGAAAUGUCUCUCUGUCCUUUGCCUUGGUGGAACAGAUUUUGCGUAAUAUAAAAAACACUAAGAUUUCGAUGAUGGCUACCUUUUGUAAAUAUAUCCACAACACCACCAUUUGUUUCACGCAUUAAAUCAUCCAAAAUUAUUAACGUCGGCUUUAAACCAUCAAAUUCAGUCAUAUCAGGCAUACCUUGACGAUACUCGAUUCUUAAAUUACUAACAAUAUCAUUUUUUUCAUAUAACGGUUGCCAUUCAUCAUAAUACUAUAUCACACGAUCAAAACUUGUAUCACACAUUGAUUUCAAAUGAUUUAAGAACUGCGUUAUAAAAUGUGUUUUUCCACAACCUGAAGGGCAGUGACAAUAGCCGUGAACGGUGCUUUAAAACUAAAAAUGUUUCCGUACUUCAAUGUUUAUAUACAUUACGUAUAUAUAGAAGGUCUUCACGGAUCAAUUUAAGUACAUUUAUUUAUAUUUUUUUUAUUUAAAUUUCGUACCGAUGUUUGAAAAGCAUCCCAAACGAUAUAGCGACAAAAGGAUUAUAGGAUUUGCAGCGACAAUUAGUAACCUAGACAGUCGUCUGUCUGGCUGUUUUGAUGAAAGAAAAGAUGAUUCACCGAACCAUUAGAAAUCUUUCUCUCAAAUUUCAUCCCCUACCAACAUCACCACCACCACCACCACUACCACCUUCAAACCCUUUUUUCCUCAUUUUCAAAGCUGACUUUCGGCGACACAAGUACCUAUACAUUUUUACGUGCCAAGUGUUAAAUUGUGUGACAAAUGUUUGGUAAGUUAAUAAAUAAAUACAAGUCUAUUUUCGCAAUAUGAAUUUAUUAUUAUUAGAUGGACAAUGUGUAAUCCUGUACUCCAGAGGGGAGUACCGUCUAACAUUUAGGCGGUUCACCACGUAUAGAGCGUUACAGGAGGAGAAUAUCCUCUGCAAGUGGUGCGCCAGGCUAGAAGAAAAAGUCUGGUACAAACAUAUGCACAUUUAUAAUGUAACACUCAAGUGUACGCGGUGUGAAACACCUAUAUUACCCCGGACACAUAUGGGGUGUCCUAGACGGAUACAUUUAGGGCGGGAAAAGGUACCCUAUAAUUCCCUUUUACGGAAAAUUGUGUUCCCGGAAUCGGACGAUGACCAGUCUGAAGAAGAAAGCGGCGUCGAGGAUGUAGAAUGAUUGUGUGGGCGAUUCUUAAAUAUAUGUUUAUUUUUAAUAACGUUUUUAUUGAACCUCUAAUAACAAGAUAAAGCUGAUGUGUCAUUAAUUUUCCGUUAAUUUGUAACUAAUUUUGAUAUAUUUUAAUUUUUUAUUGAAACCUAGGUGUAAUUCCCCGCUUAGCGACACAUUCAAAUUUACCGCUAAAAAAAAAGUGAUUUCGAAAUUGAACACUAGAUGGCGCAGAGAUCUGUCACAUUUAAAUUUCCCGCUGAAAAACUUAAACACCAGAGGGCGCCGAGAUCUGUCACAUUUAAAUUUCCCGCUAAAAUGUUUGAACACCAGAGGGCGCCAGAAAAAGUUGAUGAUCCAAUUAAUUCGUCAUUAAUUAAUUAUCGAAGGUCAAUUAAAAGAGAAAGUUUGAUAUCAAAUUUCAAUUAAAUUAAUCGGUCGUUAUCAAUUUAAUUGUCAUUAAUUAUCAAUUAAUAUGUCAUUAAUUAGUCAUUAAUUCACUAAUUAAUUUUUAAAUGGGUCCCCCUUUCUACUUUUGGAGUUCACCAUUUCCGGUUCCGAUGUGGUUGGCUUGGGCGUCGCUGGUAUCGGUGAGGUCAAUUCCGCCGGAGGCGGAAUUCUGAUGAGCGGAACUCUUUUUGGUUUUCGGAUUUUCGUCCGAUCCCCGAUGGCAUCAAAAGUGCGCUUUGUAGGCACAGUUUUGUGAGGGAGUUUUGGCCUGGACCUCACUUUGAAAAUGGUUUGGUUCGUUUUGAGAAAAACGCUUUUUCACGCAAGGUGGAGCGCACAACUAGCACAAGUACAAGUCGCAAAGGGUUGUCGCUAAUCUGAACAGUGAAAUUGGCAUGGUUGGACGUAUUACGGUAAAUAAUGUCCGACUCAGAAACGACCCCCAGCGAUUGUAACAGCCCCCAAAUUCAAGAACUGAACAACUUGCGGCACCUCCUCAAAUUACAACGCGACAGGUACACCCAUCUCCAAAUACUAUACCAAGCUGUGGCCGAUUUUAUAUCCACUGCUGGUGCCUUGAACCCUGAACUUGCAACCAAAGUGGAAAAUAUUUUACAUGAGCAAAGUUGCCAGCAAGUUGAUGUGUUAGACAAUGAAUACACACAGUUACUAGGAUUACGAUCUUCAGGAAACAGUGAGUUAAGCUUUAACGAAGGUCGCACUCUCAGAAAAGAAAUAGGGCUCAUUUUGGAGCACAAAUACAAGAAAGUUUGUGACGAGUUUUUGAAAGCAACUUCGCAGAAUGUGAACUCAGUGGAUGGUCGUGACGGUUGUGAUUUCAGUGUCAGGCCUGAAGAUAACACGUUGGUGGUGUUGAAGAAAAAACUGGAGGAGCAACAGCAAAAGUAUUUAGAAAAUGAAUUAACUAAAGAGAAGAUUUUGGAAGAUAUUGCUAAACUACGACUGGAAAAAUUACCAAAAGUGUGUGAUGAAAAAAUAAAAGAAUGUCAAAUAAGGGCCCAAGUGGGCGAACUAAGAACGAAACUUGCGUGCGAGACUUCCAGAAUUGACGUAUUUAUGGAGAGAAGCAACUCGUUGAAAGCCUACAAGGAGCUGCUAAAGGAUAUAAAGGAGCAACAACUUGAAUGUGAGAGCGAGAUUAAACACUUGCAAAAGAUGAGGGAGAAGUACAAACAAGUGGCCUGCAAGCAGUUUGAUCAGAUUUUGAAGUCCUACGUGGAAUACAAAGCCGCGCUUUCAAGAAAGGCCCUCAACCCCAGUAUCAUCCUAAAGUCCGACACGCCAAUGUCGUAACCGAUCAGAGGAAAAUCCGAGGUCCUCAAAGUUUCUGUUAUUUCGUAUCCGAAGGGUUCCCCUACAGUCGAUUAGAGGAGGACUCCCUUCAUCAAAUGGUGUGACCUUCGGGAACCUCGUAAACGGCCAAGGACUGGACGCAGAUAAGUCCCAGAUAUCAGUUCUUCGCGAUUUUCAAUCUUUUCGUUAUAAUAUAUUAUUCGAAUUUCCUUUCUUAAAAAAAAAAUUAUUUCAAUUUUCAAAUUUUCCUUUUUAAAUUUCAAUUUUUAUGCAACUAUUAAUAAUUUUUUAUAACUUAUAAUUUCAAUUAAUGUGAGCGAGCGAAUUGGCCAAUUCUAACGUAAAGAUUCGUGUCAGUAGUUGAUUUAACCAUCAGGUCACAAGAGUAACUUUUAAUAUACGGAAUUUUAAUUGAUUAUUCAAUAGUUUUCUUAUCUCCUUCUCAGUUGGGAGCUUCGUUAUCGAUAACUGAGUGGCGCCCUUAAAAGGCUAGGUUAAAAGGAAUCUUGAACUCGCUCUCGGGGUGUCGAUCAUAAAACUGUCGGCCCGACCGGCUUAGGGUGCUUCAAAUUCUGUGGUUAAGCUGAUGUCACAACAAAGAAUGUAUUUGUGAUUUACAACAUUACCUACAUUGGUCUUACUUGAUAUUUGUAUGCCCAAAGAAGAUGUUCCCAAUUUGAACAGUUUUAUUUUAAAUUUGAAGUGUUUAUUUAAUGAAAAAGAAAAAACGUUCUAAAAUACUGGUAAAUCACGAUAAAAAGAAACUAAUUCAAGGCGUUCUCUGGAUUGUCAAUUUUUCGGAUUACUCAAUUAGUUUAAUAAAUAUAAUUUUAAUUUAAGAUUCGAUUAACAUAUAGUCGAAUUAAAAGAUUUGACUGUAGUUAGGAACGUAGGUGUUAUGCAAUGAAACAUGCGUAAAAAAAGAUUCAUAUAUUUUCAAAAAAAAAUCUAAAUACUUUUUUAACUAACAGAAAUUUCUAUAUUUCUAUCUUCCAUUGCCUUUGGAUCUAGCCAUUUUAUAAAAUGUCACUAAGCACAAACUCCACACAAUAGCACAGCGAACUGUUAAACAGUAAUUAAAAAUUACCAUAGUUUUGCACUUCUUAUAUUAGCAGAUGCUUCCUCCUACCACUUUAGGGAGAUUACAUUACAAUGUAGGGGGUUGGUGUUUUCUCUUUUGAAUAGCAAUAACUAUACUUUCCCAAGAAUGUAAAUUUUAUAAAAACGAAUAACAUAUAAUAACGAAUAACACUCUUAAAUACCUAUGGUCACUGGUAGAGUAGACAAUUAACAAAAAAAUCUUUAGGUCAAAGAACUCAAUUAUGCAAUUGCCAUUCAUCUUUUUUUACUUAAUUUUAAUUUUAUUUUUUAAUUACUAAAAAGUGUACUGUCAACAACAACAAGCAGAAAUGUCAGUUGUUAUUUACAAAAAUAAAAAAUUACGUUAUAAUUCAAAAACCAAUUACGUCAUUAAUGUUGCUAUACUGUCAUAAUCAUAAUAUAUAUAGCAUGCACACAACUGAGUCCUUUGAAAACUAAAACAUUCCUUUUCAGCAUAUUAUUUGUUAUAUUUAAAAAAAACAAAGUGUAAAUUAGGUUUUUAUUAAGAAUAACAGUGUACACUGGCGAGCACUUUUGACAUUUUACUGACAUAAUCGUGGGCAAUACUACUCUAACCUUUUUGACAAUGAAAUGACAAAUGUGUCCAAAAUUUUUUGCUCGCUAUUGUAGGUGUCAUUUUUUGACGAAACAAAGUCGUGCGAAUUUUUUUAAUUCUAUAAUUAUUAUCAUUAUUAUCAAUUUUUACAUUAAUUUGUACAGAACACAAUAGCUCCAAAGCGUUAUAGUUUAGGAAAUAGUCACGCAAUACGAAUUUACUGUUUUAAAUUAAAGUUAGUAAACAAAGCCUAAAGUUAGUUAGGGUUUUGUUAGGUGCUUCUAGAAGUGACUUUUGAUUUUUGAAAAAGAAAAACCAAAACCAAUUCAAUUUACGUUAACAAUUUCUGGGUAAUAGAAAAUUAGCCUGGUGUGUGUUCACAAAUAAAGUGCUUUCUAAAUACCAGCCUUAGAUAAAGAAAUUAUUAGAUAAACAAGUUACCUAUUAUAAUACCAAUUAUAAAUAACGUGAAACCCUUAAAUUAUUAUUAAGCGGAUAAUCCCUUUUCUGGUUACAUGGUUUAACUUUCUCUGGGUUGGUUCUUAAUCUCGACCAAAUUCCUUUUUCAACGGAAACAAAAGUCAUUAUUGUUUCGAUGAAUAAGACUAACAAGAAAGUGAGAUGUGACAAAUCUAAUCAUUUUUAGCAGGUACCUACUUUUGGGUCUGUUACUCAGACCUAGACCCUCCGGUCCCAUUGUAAAUCUUUCUGCGGAUUUGUCUAGUCAACUGCUAUAAAUCAUCGCCCAAGGAAUUUUGUGCUUCCAAUGAAUUAAAAUUUUCGCAAUAUUAAGCUUAUUUUUAAUAACAGAAAAAAAUUAAAAAUACCAAGGUGUUUAAAAUAACAAUCUCUAUCGCUUGGCCGGAGAGUUUUUUCAUUUUGAAGUCUUGGUGUCUUAAUACGUGUAUUAUUUCGAAAUCGUGUUUAUUUAAAUAGCCAUAAUUUAUUGAGCACUAGAUUUUUUAAAAUUUUCUAAUGGCCAUUUUGUAAAUAUCAUUUCUAAGAUACAUUGAGUUUUGAAACGAUGUUGAUAUCUUUUCAAAUAACUUAAUUACAGCCACAAUUCUUUUACAUUGAAAACGCCAUAAGACGAAUACGUUUAACCUAGCCUUAAGGCUCUAGACCCUCUGGGAGCUGGCGCAUACGUUUUACGUGUAAACUGUUUUUAGCCGCAAAUUUAGACUUGAAGAGUUUCUUGACAUUUGCAGUGUUUCUUUAUAAGUAAAUGUAAGUCGAAGAGUCAUUUUUGAUUGAAAUAAAUGCCUAGAUAUUUUUUUAUUAAAUAAAAUGUCUGUUUAUGAAGUUGAUACGAAUUUUUGAUAACGGUGCAUUGUAUUGAGAAUUUAAAAAAAACAUUUUAUAGGAAAUUUAAAAAUACAGACCUGAGAUAUUUUAGAUUUUUGUUAACUGUUCUUAAUUGUUAGAUAUAAUGCAAAAAUUAAAUUGUAAGUAGGCAACUUUUAAUGCAUCCUUCUUCGAAUGCGUAGCUAGCUGGAAGAAGAUUUAUGACGGGUUUAGGACGCACCGCUGGAGGUAACCACCAUUGGGGUGACCCACAAGAUAAUAAUUUUAUUGCAUUUGUUCAAGACAGAGAAAUGUAUCGGCACAAAUAGGAAUUUUAGCGAUUUCUCUAAUAGUGGUAUAAAAUGAAAGCACAUGAUUUCGGAAUUAACAUUUUUUAACAAAAUAAUUAGGUACCUAUAGAUUUGCAUUACGUUUUUUUUGUAGACACUGCUAUCAACGUAUCUUAUGAGAUUUUGAAAUACGAGUAAUCACGCUCGCUAUUUUUUUGAAUACUUUUAACAAUAAAAUUAUUCCUGUUUUAAAAAAAAUAUAAAAAAGAUGAUUAAAACUUUGGUUGUACUUAGCUUCGUUCUGCACAGGUUUUGUGAUAGAACUACUGAGCUCCCUCACCACGACAAGGUGUCAACCCACUGAGGAAGUUUUUUUUACUUUUAUUGUUCAUUCCGUUUUAGAACCCUUUCGUUGUUUUUUCCAAAAAUUACGCAUUAUUUGUUUUCGACUUUUUC
Tribolium castaneum (red flour beetle) is the source of this 7066-nucleotide messenger RNA. RefSeq lists its product as uncharacterized. The record is from RefSeq and is a predicted model, not a curated record. The transcript has 3 exons. Bases 2486 to 3379 code for a protein of 297 amino acids. NCBI's taxonomy places the organism in Eukaryota, Metazoa, Arthropoda, Insecta, Coleoptera, Tenebrionidae.